AUGUUUCUCAGAACUCCUCAUGUUUUGGCAUUCGCUAAAAAAUAUUACGGAUGUGAAUAUUUACCUGGUAUGCCUCUUGAAGAUUAAGGAGGAAACGGAUCUGCAGGAUCUCAUUGGGAAUAAACAGCCAUCGCCGACGAAUACAUGAAUGCAAGUAGCUCACUUACUUAGGCCUAUUUUAGUGGUUUUACAACCAAUCUUUUAAGAGACACAGGUUUCUAUGCUGAAGUAAACGCCUCUAUGGAGGAAAAAACAACUUAUGGAUAAGGAAAAGGUUGUUAAUUCAUCACUGGUAAAUGCGACUAAAGUAUAAGAGAAUUUUGUAGACCUGUAAAAGACGAAGGAUUAUGUGACUAUUAUCACCAUGGAUCUUCUAACUGUAAUAUUGGUGCGUAUAAUGACCCUGAUUGUAAUACUUCUAAUGUGUUUUCUAAUUCAAUAUGCUGGGAUACUAAUAGUGAUUUUAAUACAAAAUAAAAUUAGCUUGUAUAUGGAGUUAAAUUUGGGAUUAAUUCAAAAUGUUUUAACGGGACUUUAUUAAAUACAAAUUAUUAACCAGAUGAUAAAUUGUAGGGUAAUUGCUAUUAAUAUUAAUGUAAUAAUAGUUUAUAAUAAUUAAUUAUUGAAGUAGGAAAAAACAAGGUUGUUUGUACUUAAAACUUAGCCUAAAUGAAAGUUAGUGGAUUUAAUGGAUAUAUUUAAUGUCCGGAAAAUAUAAACGAGUUUUGUGGGUUUAAAAAAUUCUGUCCAAAUUUCUGUAGUGCAAAUGGAUUUUGCUUAAAAGGAUAGUGCUAU
This is a messenger RNA of Ichthyophthirius multifiliis, 795 nucleotides long. Its product is annotated as leishmanolysin family protein, putative. The transcript has a single exon. The record is from RefSeq and is a predicted model, not a curated record. Gene Ontology annotation, cellular component: cytoplasm; membrane. NCBI's taxonomy places the organism in Eukaryota, Ciliophora, Oligohymenophorea, Hymenostomatida. Gene Ontology annotation, biological process: proteolysis; cell adhesion. The annotation marks the transcript as partial. Gene Ontology annotation, molecular function: metalloendopeptidase activity.